UUUUGUGAAAAUGUUGAAUACUAAUGAAACAAGGAUAAAAUAUUUUUUCAUCUUAGGAUUUCCAGGAAUUUUGCCAAAGUAUCAUGGACCUGUAUCUGCUCUGCUUUUCCUAUUUUACUUGGCUAUAACAAUGGGAAACAUUUUCAUUUUAGUAUUUGUAAAAUAUGAACGCUCACUUCAAAAACCAACUUAUUACAUCUUUUGCCACUUGGCAUUAACUGACUUAUUAUUUGGAACUGUAACUCUGCCAAAAGCUAUAUCAAAAUACUGGUUUAAUGACAGCAUUAUUUCAUUUUACAGCUGUCUUGUUCAAAUGUUCUUUGUUCAUUUAAUUGGUGCAGCUCAUUCUUUUAUUCUGAUGGUGAUGGCCCUUGACCGUUGUAUAGCAAUUUGCAUUCCACUGCGUUAUAAUUCACUGUUUAGUAAUAAAACUGUUUCUGUGCUUUGUGGAAUUUCGUGGCUUGUGCCAACAAUGUUUAUGGUUGGCAAUAUUUUUGAAAUUUUGAGAGUCCCUUUUUGUAAUUCAAACAUAAUUGUCCAGUGCUACUGUGACCACAUGUCAAUAUCAAAUCUUGGAUGUGAUCAUGUACGAGAAGUUAAGAUUGUUGCAUUGGUUUUUGCCAUGAUUAGUUUGCUGUUGCCACUGGGAUUUAUUAUCUUAUCCUAUUUUGUCAUCAUUGCUGUUGUUUUGAGCAUAUCUUCCAUUGGAGGCUGUAUAAAGACUCUGUCUACCUGCACCCCACAGCUUAUCAUCACAUGUCUGUACUAUUUGCCAAGAUGCUUUUAUUAUUUGGCAAAUUUUGUGGGAUACUCUUUCAGUGUUCCUGUUCAAAUAGUUAUAGUAAUGUUGUACAGUCACAUACCUGCCGCUGUAAACCCACUAAUAUACUGUAUGCAAACAAAGGAUAUCAAAGAAAAAUUAAAAAAGAAGUUGUUCUCCUGGAAAAUUGAUAGCACCACAAAACCCAUGUAGUACAAAACAUGGCAGUAAAUCGGAAACUGGGAGAGAAGAUUGUUUCCAUAAUUUGUUUUUAUUUUUCCUGAACCCUGUGAAAUUGUUGAAGUGGCUACUGACAUUAAUUUCAAAAUAAAACAAAAUUAAAAAUUA
Messenger RNA from Girardinichthys multiradiatus, 1108 nucleotides. Its product is annotated as olfactory receptor 52E8-like. Gene Ontology annotation, cellular component: membrane. Gene Ontology annotation, biological process: G protein-coupled receptor signaling pathway. Lineage: Eukaryota; Metazoa; Chordata; Actinopteri; Cyprinodontiformes; Goodeidae. The record is from RefSeq and is a predicted model, not a curated record. The coding region runs from base 11 to 973 and encodes 320 amino acids. The transcript has a single exon. Gene Ontology annotation, molecular function: olfactory receptor activity; G protein-coupled receptor activity.